GGCGAAAUUUCAUUCAAUCCUGGCAGACUAUCUGGGUCUUAAGCUCUCCUUCUGGAGUUUCGGUAUCUGUAGCAAUUCUAUGCAAUGGCCAGCAAGAAGAGCAACAAAGGAGAGCUGCUGUUGCCUCUUUUUGUUCUAUUCUUUGGCUCAUCUCUUGGGGCCAUUGACACCAUCAGACCCAAAGACUUGCUGACAAGCAAUGACACUCUGGUUUCCGGGGCGGGGUCUUCGAGCUCGGCUUCUUCGAUGACAUCAGUUCAGGCAUUUAUUACCUGGGAAUUUGGUUCAAGGCCGAUCUGAACAGAAGAGCCGUUUGGGUCAACCGCGAGAACCCCAUGAUCGAUUCGUCGUGUACUCUUCAGAUAAGGUACGACGGUAACUUAGUACUGAUAGACCGGCGACAGACCCCAAUGAUAGUCAAUUCAGGAACGCUCGCAACGAAUCCAAACACUUCUGCGACACUUCUUGAUUCUGGGAAUUUCAUUCUCAAACAAGGCGGCACUGUUAUCUGGCAAAGUUUCGAUUAUCCGACCGAUACGUACUUGCCUGGCAUGAAAAUUGGGUGGUUCGGUCUCAACACGGAUCAAUCCAGGAUACAAGUCCUCGUUUCGUGGGUGAGUCCACAAAAUCCAUCUCGAGGCUCAUUCACUUUAGGAGUCAACUAUAGCGCGUCGACAAAGCUUGGUGUUUGGCGCAGAGAUAAUGUCCACAUGGAUAUCGGGUUCUGGGACCGAGGGAGUUUCAGAUUCAUCUUCGCUAACACAUCAGAUAGAUACAACUUCAGCUAUGUCUCAAAUGAAAAUGAGACUUACUUCACAUUUAGUAGCAAAGGCACACAUGCAUCCACAUGGUUUGUGAUGGCUUCGACCGGCGAACUAGAGGAGCAUAACAUGGUAGAUGCGGACGGUAAUAUAUCGUUUUCGUCCAUGAGCCAUCAGCUGUGCGAAGAUUCCAAGGAGGUAACUCUGACAAAUGCUUGACUUCGAUGCCAUCUACGUGCAAGGAGGGCAAUGACUUCACGCAGAUCAAUGGCACAGUGCCAGAUUCAGCACUUGUUACUACGAUGCACGUGGGAUUCAACCAGUGCAAGGUCUUGUGUUGGGGUAAUUGUUCUUGCAUGGCAUUCGUGUUUCGUCAAGACGAUCAAGCCAUGUGCCAACUUUAUUAUGGGAACAAGAAGGACUUGUUGAGGUCCAGAGAUGGAGGAAGCGGGACGUUCUACGAGCGAGGCGACACUUCUGCAGAGAACGGUGGCAUAAGGAAGAAACUGCGGUUGAUUGUUGCUGCUGCUCUGGCGUCCUUAUCAGUUCUUAUCUUAGUAAUCCUAUCUUAUGUGCAAUGGAUUAGGCACAAGAAGAAAGAAGGAAAUAAAGUGAGGAAUGGUGAAGCGACAAGUGAGAGCUUGGAUACAGCAUUAGUCCGAAUAGGGGUCCUAGCAUCAGAUAAAGAUCUCGUGAGCGCAAAGAAGGCAGAAAUAAGCCAGCAGAAAGACCGGGAAUUAGCACUGUUUACUUUUUCCAGCAUUGAAGUCGCAACAGACUACUUUGCGCCAAGAAAUAAACUCGGCGAAGGCGGUUUUGGCCCGGUUUACAAGGCAAGAAAAGCAUAUAAUCUCACUAUUAUAUCGACAGUAAUUAUCGAUGGUAACGAAAUGUGGAUGUUGACUCCAGGGUCAACUUAUCGAGGGACUGGACAUUGCGGUGAAGAGACUUUCGAAGAUGUCUCGGCAAGGGUUGGAGGAGUUCAAGAACGAGGUAACUCUAAUAUCUAAGCUGCAACACCGGAACCUGGUGAGGCUUCUGGGAUGCUGCAUCGAAGGAGAAGAGAGCAUUCUGAUUUACGAGUACAUGCCCAACAAAAGCUUGGAUUCGUUCAUUUUCGAUCCUGAGAAAAGAGCGCUUUUGGAUGGGAGGAAACGCGUCAGCAUAAUCGAAGGCAUUGCUCAAGGGAUCUUGUAUCUCCACAAGUACUCUAGACUCCGCAUCAUCCACCGCGACUUGAAGACCAGCAACAUAUUGCUAGACAGCGACAUGAACCCUAAGAUAUCCGAUUUUGGCAUGGCAAGAAUCUUUGGAGAGAACGAAACUCAGGCAAAAACGAUUAGAGUUGUGGGGACAUGUGGAUACAUGUCCCCAGAAUAUGCAAUGGAUGGUCUAUUCUCAGAGAUGUCAGACGUGUUCGCAUUCGGGGUCAUUUUGCUGGAGAUAGUGAGUGGUGAGAAGAAUAUCGCCUUCUUUGAGUGCGACCAUUGGUUGAACUUGCCGGGAAAAGGUUGGAAUCUAUGGAAAGAAGGGAAGUGCAUGGAGUUCAUGGACCAGACACUAGCCACUUCUUGCUCAGCAAAUUCAGCGGAACGGCUUGCAGCUGGCCUACUAUGUGUGCAAGAAAGGCCAAUGUAUCGACCUACGAUGUCGGAUGUGGUCUCAAUGCUCAACAAUGAGACAAUUCCUCUGCCUCUUCCAAGAGAACCGGCAUUCUUAAUCCGCUCAGCAUUGAGCUCAAGAAGGCACAGACUUUUUUCCGCAAGUGAGAUUACAGUUUCAGAGUUGUGUGCCAGGUAAAAAAGGCAGAGGACUAGCCAUCAUGGCCCAAUAGCAUCUUACGCCAUUGAGGCUAAUAUUGUAGAUUUCAAGCAAGAGUUGGCAAAGCCAACCAGAGUUGUUACUGUUGCUUCAUGUAUGAGAUUAGUCAUGCUGAAGGAAGAAAAGGGCAGGUUUUAUAUAGGGCAGGUUUUAUAUGGAUUUGUACAUGAUUUGA
Molecule: messenger RNA, 2757 nt
Organism: Eucalyptus grandis
Lineage: Eukaryota; Viridiplantae; Streptophyta; Magnoliopsida; Myrtales; Myrtaceae
Product: cysteine-rich receptor-like protein kinase 10
Biological process (GO): protein phosphorylation
Molecular function (GO): ATP binding; protein kinase activity
Source: RefSeq, a predicted model, not a curated record